Molecule: messenger RNA, 1470 nt
Organism: Ipomoea nil (Japanese morning glory)
Lineage: Eukaryota; Viridiplantae; Streptophyta; Magnoliopsida; Solanales; Convolvulaceae
Exons: 3
Coding region: 1-1470 (489 amino acids)
Biological process (GO): DNA transposition
Molecular function (GO): DNA binding; transposase activity
Source: RefSeq, a predicted model, not a curated record
AUGAAAGACCCCCAUUUUACUUUAGGCACGACUUUUGCUUCCAAACAACAGUUUAGAGAAGCAGUUCAAAAUUAUGCUUUCAUAAAUGGCAAAGAAAUUAGAACACUUAAAAAUGACAAGGAAAGGGUCAUAGUUAAGUGUACACAGGAGGGUUGCCCUUGGAGAAUAGGCUUGAGGAAAGUAAUAGGCUCACUGUCAUGGAGAAUUUUGAACAUGAUAGAUGAACAUGAAGGGUGUUCUUGGGUUUGGGAGAAUUCUAUGGUCAAAUCUUCUGUGGUUGCUAAGAGGUGGUCUACUCACUUAAAAGACCACCCAGAUUGGAUGAUGAGAAAGUUCAAGGAUAAGGUGUGCAGUCAAGAAGGAUUUUAUGUGAGUGAUUCCCAAGCCUAUAGGGCUAUUUGGAGGGCAAAGAAGCUAGGAGAAGGUGAAGAGGAAGAUAACUUCAAAAACAUUUGGAGGUACUAUGAAGAAAUUUGUAAGACAAAUCCUAGGUCAAGAUGUAUUAUCAAGACCAGUGGCCUGCUAGAUGGGAGUGGACAAGAAAGAUUUUUGAGAAUAUAUGUUUGCUGGGACAGUAGCAAGCAAGGCUUCAAGAACUGUAGAAAACUGAUAGGGGUAGAUGGCUGUCACCUUAGAAGUGCAACAGGUGGGAUGCUACUGACUGCUGUGACUGUAGAUGCAAAUGAUAGUAUAUUUCCACUAGCUUAUGCUAUUGUGGAAGGAGAGAAAAGAGAGUCCUGGACUUGGUUUCUAAUGCUUCUAAAAGAUGAUCUGGAGAUAAGCCCCAAUGUGGAAGAUGAAUACUGUUUCAUAAGUGACAAACAAAAGGGAUUAAUUCAAGCAUUUGUGGAGGUGCUACCUGGUGUGGAGCACAGGUUUUGUAUGAGACAUUUGCAUGCAAAUAUGAAGGUGGCAGGUUUCCAAGGAAAGGCAAUUAAGGAUGCUGUAUGGGCUUGUGCUAGGGCAACCACUGUAAACAAAUUCAAUGAUGCUUUAAGAACAUUAAGGAGAUUAGAUGAAGAUGCAUACCAAUGGUUAGGUGAUAAGAGCCCAAAAGAAUGGUCUAGAUCCCACUUCUCUACAAGAUGCAAGUCUGACAUGUUGGUAAAUAACAUUUGUGAGUCUUGGAAUUCAUCUAUAUUGGAGGCAAGGGACAAGCCAAUCAUUGACUGCUUAGAGUGGAUAAGGAGGAUGAUCAUGGGUAAAUUAUUUGAGAACAGGCAGAAAGCAACUGAAUGGAAGGGUUUGAUAUCUCCUAACAUUGUCAAGAAGUUAAAGGUGAUUGAGAAGGAUGCAGCAGGUGUAGCUGAGUGGCCUAUGUGCUCCAGAAUCCCUCCAUUGCCACCUUUGUAUUCUGCAAAGAUAAAGCCAAAGAAGAGGGUCAUUUAUGCCCCUCACCAAAUCAGGACAGCAGCAGCACCACAAUCAGGUCAGCAGAGUGGAGUAGGGCAGCAGCAGCAUGGAGACUAG